Messenger RNA from Suillus subalutaceus, 1998 nucleotides. RefSeq lists its product as uncharacterized. Gene Ontology annotation, cellular component: Golgi apparatus. The record is from RefSeq and is a predicted model, not a curated record. The coding region runs from base 1 to 1998 and encodes 665 amino acids. NCBI's taxonomy places the organism in Eukaryota, Fungi, Basidiomycota, Agaricomycetes, Boletales, Suillaceae. The transcript has 10 exons.
AUGCGCAUUAAGCAACUGUGGAAUAUCAUCCCUCUCCCAUCCAAGAUCAAGUUACUGUGGGAUCGGAUAACUCUUUCACGCACAACUGCUUUUUACUUCGUAUUUUCCAUUCUUCACUGUGUCCUCCAGAUCAUCUUUCAAGGGCAAGCCUUUCGUAUCAAUGUUGGGGCUGCUGAAUUCUUGGCUUCGAUCACAACACAAGGAGACACCAUCGAUUCGGACGCAUUCUACGUUUUGGGGAGUGACCUUCGUCUUUGCGACAGUAUCCCAGCAGACUUCAGCACUAGCUCUUGCCAAAUAGUCUGGAAUGGCACGACAGUUGGGGACAAUUCGGUGGCAUCCGCCAAUGCAGUGGCAUCUACUUCACAUUCAACGGGGACGCCAAGUUCCAUGGUCUCGACCCUUUUCGCGUCCUCAGGGUCGAAGGUGUCCACUAUUUCAAUGAGUUCGAGCUAUUCUGCGAUGUCAAGUUCCACGAUCUCGACCUCUUUCACGUCCUCGGAGUCGAAGGUGCUUACCAGUUCAAUGAGUUCGAGCUAUUCUACGAUGUCAACGUUUACGACAUCUGCAAGUCCAACAACUACCGCAACUUCGAGUUCAACAACAUUCACGGACCUUGUGUCUUCUUCCCAUACCGCUACCUCAUCGGCGAUGGCUUCAAGUGCCACUGAUAAGGAGCGCAGAGAGACCGCUGCUGAAAUGCCAAACAGACGCAACCUCAUUGGAGAUAUCCAAGCCGUCGAGGUCAAUGGCACUGUACAAGUCAUUGCUGAACGGACUUGGCUGGAACAAUCAAGCAGUUGUUUUAGAUCGACAGUGCCUUUGGGCUCUGAAUUACCCAGUUCAAAUACCGAGCGGGAGGAUUUGACCUUCAUCGCUUUUCAAAUAUGGGUUCUCGGAAUGUCUAUCGUUGCUGUCCUGAAUGAAUCUGUCCCUCACACCAUCGCAACUCUUUUGACCCACAUGCUGGCCACUGUAUGGGCAGGAUAUCAGAUAUUUAACACUGCUCAAUUUCAUGGUGACUUUUCGAGGUUGUCAACGAAUGGAGCUUGCAAUCCGAUCAAUCUUUUGCCGUCAUAUUGGAAAAGUCGCUUUGGUGCUGAAAUCGCAAGCCUGGUGCUGAAUGUCGUUGCGCUGUUGGUUUCUUCCUUCCUAUCGUGGAGGCUUGCCAAGCUCUUUGGCUGGCAGACUUUCAAGCGCGUCGGGGCUUCAAUCACUAUCAGUCGUGUCUACAAACUUGUGCUGGUGCUCUCGAUCGUUAUCCAGAUGUCGCUCUUUUUCAUGGUGGUCGCCAUCUCACUUUGGCUUGAUCAACUUUGCAAUGGCAACAUUGGGCGUCUUAACUCUGACCCUGUAUAUAAACCUUUCCUGAUCGUCACUCUCAUCCUCUUGCUUCCAUGGUUGACCACAGGCUGGUAUGGUGUGCGCCGAGAACUCAAAAUACCUAUGCUCGUAUUUCUUGCGCUCAGUGUCGGAUACCUUGCAGGCUGGGCAGCAAUGUUCGAUUCCACUGCAUUCCGGUGGACGUACAUGACCUGGACGUUCUUCGGGGUGAUGACCACUGCUUCCGUCUCCCUGGCUCUUGUUGCGUUCAUCUUGGGUAUCAUAUGUCGUGUUAACUUCGGCAAGGGGCUUAUACGCUAUCUCAAUACAGAAGAGCCGAUCCCAGAAGACUUUGUACCCGUCAACUACGAAGAUGACAUAGAGAAGAUCGCAUUCCCAACGGAUGGUAUGAGAGUGCCCACAUUCUCCACCACGUUCGGCGCGGGACAAGAAGUUUCUCCCUCUCAGAUGCUUGCUCCUCCCAUGUGGGAGAAGUUCUCCACACCUGAAGGUUCAUUCCCGGCCCCGGGAGCUAUUCAAGUGCCCCAGGUUGUUUUGGCAAGGUUGCCAUCCUCCGGAUCCUACAAUACCGCUGAACGGCACGUGUCCAACAUUAGCACCCAUAGUUCAACGAGUACUACUUCAGGACAUUCCAAACGCUGGGUCAUCGAGUAA